This is a messenger RNA of Pelagomonas calceolata, 3169 nucleotides long. The record is from the annotation of a GenBank genome assembly. Lineage: Eukaryota; Pelagophyceae; Pelagomonadales; Pelagomonadaceae.
CCCUGCAGCAGAAGGCAGGAGGACGGCGGCCGCGCGCGCAGCAGGCCCCGCGGACGCACGCGAGGCAUCCGUACCGGGCUCACGACCGGGCUUGACGCCGCCCCCGCGCCGCCGCAGCGAUCCCAGCUCCUUAACAUCAGAGUGACAGCGGGGCAGCCCCGGACGCGCCACCAUGCUCCAGGGCGGCAACAUGGACCGCGUAGGUGCCUACAACCAGCGCUCGAGCGCCUACAACAUGUGCGGCGCGAACGAGGACGACGUCGUCGAGCCCCAACGAACUAGACGAAGUAGACGCCCGAGGGAGUACGAUGAAGUACAAUAUGAGGACGACGACUCCCAGUCGACGGCGCCCUCGCGCGGCGACCGUGGGAGCUUUGAUGAUGCGCCGCCGCGACGGCCGCGUCGGCGCCAGCGGGAGUGGCCCCAGGAGGACCCCGAGGACCAGCUUGCGCCGCCCCCGACCCACGAGAGAAGGGCCGUGAAAGCAAUAGCAUACACGAGACAAGAUGAAAAGAGCCCUGGUCCCGCCGCGACGCCGUCGUCCAAAGGCUCGGCGUUCGGCAAGCUGUUCACACCUAAAAAACCGAAGGAAAGCUUCAGAACGAAAACUCUGACCGAAUUAACUGAGACGGGAACGUCGAGCGUAGCUAGGGUCAAGGAGGGCAACGUCAAGUUCCCGAAUUCGUGGUCAGGACAUAAGGUCACGGUCUUCAAUCCCUAUCACCCGCGGCGGCUCAUGUGGGACGCGACGAUGCACCUUUCUGUGUGGAAAUGCCCUUCAAUCUGGGGUGCUGCUCUCUGGAUACGGUCGAGUGUAUCCCUUGGAGAUCGUGUCCGAGUUUGGGCCGAAAACAUGGCCGCGGUGCCGAGAUAGCGAGACGCGAUAAGCUGACUCACACACAGGCUCAUACUCAUUAUCAUUAUUGCGGUGGUGACGCCCUUUGAGUUGACGUUCCUGGACGGGGUCCCCUUCGGCAAGGCCGACUGCCCGACGGACAAGCACGGCUGCCCGGCGCCGGGCGACUUGUUCUUGUUCUGGCUCAAUCGUUUGAGCGACUGCUUCUUUUUGGUUGAUAUGGUCCUGACGUUCAACACGUCGUUCUUCGAUAGUAUACGAGGGCGGUGGGUGGAAGAGCGGUCGGUCAUCGCGCGGGAGUACCUCCGUUGCUGGUUCUGGCUCGACGUCCUCUCGCUCCUCCCCUACUCCCUGAUGUUCUCGGAGAUCAAGGCUGCUGGAUUAAUCAGAGUCAUCCGUUUAGUUCGACUACUGAAGCUCCUCAAGCUCGCGAAGCAGCCGCGGAUCAUGGCCAAGCUCCGCCAGUUCGUGACCAUGCCCAUCAAGCAGCAGACGCUGAUCAAGUACUUCUUCAUCAUCUUCUUCAUCAUCCAUUGGACGGCCUGUACGCUACGAUUACUUACGUCAUUUGCGGUCGGCGACUGUCGGCCCAAAGGUAGCGAUAUGCACAGUGGCCUACCUUUUGAUGAUGAAUGUGCGAGAACCUACUUGAACACGAACAGGAGGUGGGGCCAGGGCCCCUGGUCGCAAUAUGCCUCGGCCAUCAUCUGGAGCAUCGGCGCGAUGUCGGGCGAGGCUUAUCUGCCCGCGAACAUGGAGGAGACCGUAUUAAACACUUUAGUGAUGCUCAUGGGCAUCGUGGUCAUGGCCUUCUUGGUGGGCGAGCUCUCAAAUAUUCUCGGGAAUUUUGAUCCGGUCGGGAACGAAUUCGAGCAGACCGUACGGGCUCGGUGUCUCGUAUCUCAACAGUUUUACGCCAUCGACGCGCGUCGUCUCCAGGAGAGCUUGUGAAGGGUGGUCGCUUUUGCGAUUCUGAGGCCGUUCGCACCGCGACGGUUCCGUCCGCACACAGGUCGACAACCUCGACGCGUACUUUGAGAGCAACCAGUACCCGGAGAUGCUGCGGUUGAAACUGAGGGAGUAUGUACUACUUACUGAACCCAUAUAUAGAGAAAAGUAUUACAUCGAGCUCAUGAAGCAGUUCUCGCCGGCUCUGAGGACUACCGUGGCCAAUUUCCAGUUGUCUCAUUAUGUGGCCAAUAUCCCCUUUUUUGCAUUUGCUAUUCAAAGAGGCUGCGGGUUUGAAGAGGGCGCCAUCAUGGACGUGCAGGAGCCCCCGCAACAGGUCGGUUCUGGUGACAGGGAGGAAGUGUGGAGACGAGCCACCAUCGUGGCUGCGGAUCCCAUGACCGAAGGCUACGAGGUGGCCUACCAUGACGGGCAAAGUACGAAUGAAACGAAGGUUUCUGUGAAUAGGCUGCGGGCGGUAGAUCAAAGGUUACACUACCGGAUGAUCCACAUUAACAGAUUAAGGCGCAAGUUCGUGGGCGACUUCGCGUUACGGCUAGAACCCAUGUUAUUUAUGCCGGGCGACGCCAUCAUCGAGGCGAACUGGUCUCGAUGCGAUUCCCUCUACUUGGUGACGACGGGCACGUGUAUCGUGGUCAAAGAAAGGUUAAACAGUAUGUUCGAUAUUAGAUUGAGACACUACGGUUCCACGAUCGGUGGCGACAUCUCGACGUUGCUGAUAGCCGGCGAGAAACGGCGCUUACGACACUACGACUGCAAGGCGCACAACGCCGUUCAAAUUUACAAGAUGGCCGACGGUGAAUUUCUGAGCUUGAUGGCCUUCGAGAACUACGCGGAGUUCGCGCGGACGAUCAAAUAUUUCGGGUUCUGCAUGCUCGUCAAGAUGCUCACGUUCCGACAGAUGGAGAAGGCGACGGCGGCCGGCCUGACGCUGCAGCAACAAUUCGCCAAGCUCGAGGCGGCGAAUCCGUUCGUGCGCGAGAAUGAAACUCCUAAAAGUAAGGAAAAGCCGGUCAAGGUUCGCUUGGCUUCCGAUCUAACUGGUUUGUUGGAUCAGCUCGGUUUGUCGAAGUCUGUCAGGUCGAAAGUUGUAGCGGAGUUGAAGAAGCACGAGAUCUACAACCUCGAGACUGCUCAAAGUCUGAGAGUGGAGGACUGGGACAUGCUAGAUUUGAAGAUGGGGACGCGGCGCCUAAUCCUGGCGAAGCUCGGCGCGCUCGGCGGAAGUUAUUUGGGGUCGUUGACGGACCCGUCCCAGGGCUGCGCGCGGCCCUAGUUCUUUGGCCCUCUUGUGGGCGACAUAUCCACUGCUUGCUUGCUUAGUAUAAGUAUAUAGUUGCGGAC